This is a messenger RNA of Rhipicephalus microplus (southern cattle tick), 1169 nucleotides long. RefSeq lists its product as uncharacterized. Lineage: Eukaryota; Metazoa; Arthropoda; Arachnida; Ixodida; Ixodidae. The record is from RefSeq and is a predicted model, not a curated record.
GCGAUUUACUCUCAGCGAUGACAUCGCUCUAGUAAAGGAGGUAGUACAUGUAAACCCUUUCCUUGACCCUGCGAGGUGGCUGCAGAUAGCCGAUCGGCUCUCCGAGGUGCUCGGCAGAUGCUUCAGCAUUCGCAGUGUCAGGGAAAGGCUUAACUUAAUCCUCCUGCGUUUUCUGCGAGAUCAGAAGAAGAAAAUUAAGAGCUCCGGUACAGAAGAGGAGCAGUCCGAACUGGAGGACCUCCUGCAGCAAGCGGCUGACAGCGCGCGAGUGCGGCUACACGCCACCACCGUCAACCGCACGACAGCUCGCUGAACGCGACGACAUCAAAAAAAGAGCCACAAGAAACUCGGUCGCCCGACCGCCAGCGAAACGUCGCGUCGACAACAGGGAAGAAGAUGCCCUGGCGGCCUACGCGGAGUUAACAGCGGGGGACGGUGUUGAGCCUGAUGGUGCAAGCACGUCACAGGCUCGCUCAGACACUUCUUACUUCAAUGUAUGAGCCGGAGAACAUAGAGAUUCACAUGGAUCUGCCUGACUGUGAACUCGAAGACAACCGGACGGCCUCAUGCCCAGCACCUGACCGCAUCACAACUGCUGCACCCAGUCGAGCUCAAACUCCAACAUCUAGUCCUUCAGAUGUUGCUGCUGCAGGCAAUGCAACUGUGCAUGGGAGCCCCCCUGAUUCCCACACUGGUGAAACCAGAUGGGUGGCCAACACUCGUGUGCCUCUGCAAGGUCCACAGCGGUACGCUGAGGCAACAUAUGCCCUCAUUGAGGCCCGCUUUGAUCGGGACACUGCAAUCGAGAACCGCCACCUCCAACUUGAAGAGGACCGGCUCCGGUUCGAGAUAAAGCACCAUGAGGAGAAAAUGAAGCUGAAAGAAAUGGAGCUUCAACAGAGGCAGGUGGAGCAGGAGGCAAAAUUCAAGCUAAAGGAGCUUGAGCUAGAGGCGCUAGCUGAGGAGCGCAGGCACAACAGGAGCUAUCAAGAAGCGCAGCUUGAAAUCAUAAAGUCAUUCAUAAAUAAGUAGAUGUAUCCGUUUAAACCUCCAUGUAACCAAGUCCGCCAUAACUAAGUACUUAUUCGGGGCCAUGACAAGGUCACCCUCCGUACUGCUAUUCUCAGCUAAAUAUUGUAGAGCGUCUAUUGUGCCUGUAAAUGUAUGAA